This is a messenger RNA of Ceutorhynchus assimilis (cabbage seed weevil), 3257 nucleotides long. NCBI's taxonomy places the organism in Eukaryota, Metazoa, Arthropoda, Insecta, Coleoptera, Curculionidae. The record is from the annotation of a GenBank genome assembly.
AUCGCUCUCAAGAUAAGCGGUGUAAAGCAAUUAUUGUUAUCAUGGCAAUAAGACGAUUUUCAUUGUCUCAUGAAGGAGUUAGAUAUAUACAGGGUGUUUGGAACAUCGAUAGGAAUAUUUUAAUGACUGAUAGUUGGGUCAUUUGGAAACUGUUUGACCAUAUUUACCCUCAUGCAAAGUUUCGCCGUUUUUUGAGAUAUCGCCAUUUUUAGAUAUUUUGAAUCUAUGUAUUUUAACACAUAAUUUGGGCUACAAAUUUUUUGUAUCAAUCAUUCGUUUUUUUUCCGUAUUUUUCGAAAGAUUGCAUAUAGGAGUAUCGGAAAAAACAUUUGAGAACGGUUAAAGUGUAUACUAUCAAAAAAAAAAAAAAAAAUAUGUUUUAGGAACAAUUCAAAAAUAUCUAAAAAUGGCGAUAUCUCAAAAACGACGAAACUUUGAAUAAGGGUAAAUGUGGUCAAACAGCUCCCAAAUGACCCCAACUAUCACUCAUUGAAAACUUCCUAUCGAUGUACCAAACACCCUGUAUAGUGUUAGCUUAUCAAACCUAAAAUAAUUUAGAAAUAUUUUUUUGUUGAGGACAACCACUAAGUGUAGGAUGGCCGAAUGUAAAAAUUUAUGCAAUGUAAAUAAAUUCUAUCAUUUGAAAAACCAAGUAGGCACCACUGAAAGGAAGGUUCAGACCUAAAAACCCAAGAAUGUCAGGGAAAGCGAGCAAUAAAAAAAGGGCCCAGACAGAGAUAGAAAAACAAUUGCAGGCAGCGGAAGGGGUUGCUUUUGGGAAGGCCAGGGAGUCUAGUACCCUCUAGGGUUCGAAAUAGAUGUGGUUGUAAAAAUGUAAAAUCGUAUUAUUAAAGCUAAAAGUAUUUUUCCCGUGAGAGACUGACUUUUAUUUAUUUCGUCUUUGCCUAAAUUUUGUCUUACUUCACACUCCUCGAAAAAAUAUUCUGGGUGCGCUACUGGAGUGGCCGAUGGGCAGCUUAACACGCAGUGAAGUGCCCUCCACGAUUCCAAAUGCAAUAAAGUUUCCCAUUAUCAUAAAAAAAGCGAAAAUAUUUUUUUAAUUAUUGCUAAUAUUAAUUAAUAAUAUGAUAAUUAUUCCUAAAGUUAAAAAAAAGUCAAAUAGAGCAAAAUAAUAAGUGGUAUUAACUUUUUUAUUUUUAUAAUUAUUAACAAAAGUUCCUUGAAUUUUGCUUGAAUAGACAAAAAGAAAAUUUUCAUUACUCAUAAAAUUGACUAUGACAAUUGUUUGUGCGCAAGUUCCCGAUUAUCCAAACCAAAAGUCGUUUCUGCCUCUCUCUCUAUAUCAUUGACAGUGACCUUUGUCUGUCCUCUUCCCCACUUUCUAACCUAGAACACUCUCAACACUCAAACUGGUGCAAGUUACAUCAUUGAUCGGGCACAUUUAAAAUUGCUAACAAAGGAAAUCCUACUUCUAAGCUUCAAAAACACAAGAUACGAAAUACAGUUGUUGUGGGAGCUUCAUAAAAUGACAAAAUGGACUGUUCGUUUAAUUCAAAAAUACAUCGCAAUGAGAAGUUCGAGACGUUAUUCUCGGGAAUAUCACAAUUUUUCAGAAAAUGCCAGAAGUAGAUAUCGCAAAUAUGUAAUCACUGGUAUCACUACUGGAGGAUUGGCAGCAGUGGCCAUUGGAAGUAGUGACGACAAAAAUGUAGUUUUAACUGCUAGUGGACUAGUCAGGCUUGUGAGGUCUAUGAAAGUAGGUUUAACUAUAUCACUCGACUAUUACAUUUCAAUGUUGGGCCAGUCAGAAGAUGAUCCAAAUUACAAAUCCAAGAUGAGUCAAAUACACCUGAGAUGCGCGGAAAGACUUAGAGACGCCUGUCUACAAAAUGGAGGAACUUACAUCAAACUGGGACAGGGUUUGGUGUCUUUGAGUCAUAUUUUACCAAGAGAAUAUGUUAGUACUUUGAAAGUACUUCAGGACAAAUGCCUAUGUAGAAAUAAUGAAGAACUUUAUGAAGUAUUUAAAGAAGACUUUGGAAAAUCGCCCGAAGACAUUUUUGAAACCUUCGAUUGCAAUCCAAUAGCAGCUGCCAGUAUAGCACAAGUUUUUGAAGCAACAACCAAACAAGGCAAAAAAGUCGCGGUAAAAGUCCAAUACAACGAUCUUCAGAAACGCCUGAACGGCGACAUAAUGACGAUAAAUUUGUUACUGAAAAUCGGCACUUGGUUUCAUCCUAAAGUAGAUUUCACGUGGAUUUUGAACGAUUUUGAAGAGGCGCUGAAACAAGAGCUGGAUUUUGUGAAUGAAGGUAGAAAUGGAGAAAGAUGCGCCAAAGAUUUAAGUCAUUUCAAUUAUAUUCACGUGCCGAGAGUUUUGUGGGAGUACACUAAUACGAGAGUGUUGGUAACUGAAUUCAUAGAGGGAAUCAAAAUAAGUGACACUGCAAAGCUAAAAAAAGAGGGAUUUUCAUUAGUCGAUAUAAACUAUAAAUUAUUUGAAACAUUUGGAUAUCAAAUUUUUCAAACUGGCUUUGUUCAUGCAGAUCCGCAUCCUGGAAAUGUAUUGGUUAGAAAAUGUAAUGGACAAACAGAAUUAGUAAUUCUCGAUCAUGGGCUGUAUCAAACAACCACGAAGGAAGAAAGGAUGGCUCUGAGCCAUUUUUGGAAAGCCAUCGUGCUUGCCAAUCAUGAUAAUAUGAAAACUUAUUCCAAGUCUUUAGGAGUUGAUGAUUACAUAAUGUUGGCAGAAGUAAUCACUCAGUCGCCUCUAAGAUCGACAAAUUUCAAAUUGAAACAAAAAUUAAAUAAAGAUGAGGAAGACUAUAUGGCAAAAGUUGCUGGUGAACGUUUCGAUAUGAUUGUUAACUGUCUGCAACAAAUGCCACGUUCAUUAUUGUUAAUUGUCAGAAAUCUUAAUACCAUCAGAGCAAUUUCAUAUGAUCAUGGUUGUCCCAUAGACAGAUACGCAGUUUUGGCUAGGAUGGCGACAAAAGCUUCAUUCCAGACUCAUGGAAAAGGAAUUUUGAAGAAAGCGCUCGUCUAUCCGCAAAAAGUUUGGUUUGAGACGAAUUUGUUUAUCAUAAGGAUAGUUACUUUUUGGAGAAUGCUCAUUUUGGAUGUUCUCCAUAAAAUGGGAUUGGCUCCAGAUGUACGAGCCAUUAUGAAAGAAGUGGCUUAUGAAUUUCAGUAAACAAUUUUGCCAUAAGUAUUUUCAGCUUUAACAAGGUGGAAAAGAAAGCAAGUAAUUGUUGUUAUAUUUAUUUAUGGUUAAUUGUUAAAUAAAUAAAAUUUUG